AAGACCUUACAACUUCUCAACUCUCCUUCCCUCCAAACAUCUCUGCCCUUUACACACUUCAACACUUGUUUUCCACUCUCAACAAGUGUCUGUCCAAACAAAAUGUCCUUUCUAAGAUUACUCUGCAUUGCUCUUCUCUGCACCGCCGCCACCGCCCGAAUCCCCGGCGUUUACACCGGCAGCGACUGGCAAAGCGCCCACGCCACCUUCUACGGUGGCAGCGAUGCCUCCGGCACCAUGGGAGGUGCAUGCGGAUACGGGAAUUUAUACAGCCAAGGAUACGGAGUGAACACAGCGGCAUUAAGCACGGCCCUGUUUAACGAAGGCUUAAGUUGCGGUGCAUGUUUCGAAAUAAAAUGUAACAAUGAUCCACAAUGGUGUCACCCGGGUAACCCAUCAAUAUUAGUGACCGCUACCAAUUUUUGCCCACCCAACUUCGCCCAGCCCAGCGACAAUGGCGGGUGGUGCAACCCGCCCCGAACCCAUUUCGAUCUCGCCAUGCCCAUGUUUCUCAAGAUUGCCGAGUAUAAAGCCGGAAUUGUGCCCGUUAAUUACCGCCGAGUUCCGUGUCGAAAGAGCGGAGGGAUCAGGUUCACAAUAAACGGAUUUAGCUACUUCAAUUUGGUGCUAGUAACAAACGUCGCGGGAGCCGGUGACAUUCAGAAGGUGUACAUCAAAGGCACAAAAACUCAAUGGAUGCCCAUGAGUCGAAACUGGGGGCAAAAUUGGCAAUCCAACUCUGUUCUUGUGGGCCAGGCCCUUUCCUUUAGAGUGACAGGCAGUGAUCGUCGUACCUCAACCUCAAACAACAUCGCUCCUGCGAAUUGGCAGUUCGGCAAGACCUACGUUGGCAAGAACUUCAGGGUCUAAUUAGUAAUUACACAUAAUUACGCAUAAAUAUAAUAUUAAAAUUUGAAAUAGUGUUUUAAAGUUUAAAGUAAAAGUUUGGAAUGCUGCAAUGCCCGAGAUCUUGUUUCCCGCUAAUUUCUCGUG
Molecule: messenger RNA, 993 nt
Organism: Daucus carota subsp. sativus
Lineage: Eukaryota; Viridiplantae; Streptophyta; Magnoliopsida; Apiales; Apiaceae
Product: expansin-A4
Exons: 3
Coding region: 103-870 (255 amino acids)
Biological process (GO): plant-type cell wall organization
Cellular component (GO): extracellular region
Source: RefSeq, a predicted model, not a curated record